UUGAGCUUCUACUCUUUUCUCACAAACAAAAUGGAGUUGAUGGCUGCUUUCAGACUAGCACUCGGCAUCAUAGGAAACAUUACAGAAAUUUCCAUUUGCCUGGCUCCAAUGCCAACGUUCUGGAGGAUCUACAAGAACAAAUCAGUAGAAAAAUUCUCCUGGUUACCAUAUGCAACAGGUCUCUUGUAUGCAGCAUACUGGGGAUGCUAUGCAUUGCCAUUCAUCACAGAGCACAACAUGCUCCUCUUCACAGUCUCAGUUGCACAAGCGGUUCUGGAGCUCAUUUACCUCAUCAUCUUCCUAGUUUACUCCUCACCAAAACAAAGGGCAAGUGUUGCAGGAACAAUUUUCGGUGUAGCAGCAUCAGUUGCUGCAACAAUUGCAGUAGCCAAGUCAGCAAUGCACAAGCGACCAGAGAGGUGCAUGUUUGCAGGGCUUCCAGCUGCCAUUGUCACAGUUGCUAUGUAUGCAUCUCCUCUCACUGUCAUGAGGCUGGUAAUCAAGACCAAGAGUGUGGAGUACAUGCCAUUCUUGCUCUCCUUCUCAAUCUUUGUCAAUUCGGUUGCCUGGACAAUCUAUGGUGUUUUACAGCUUGACUACUUCAUACUGAUUUCAGAAGGACUGGGUGCCAUCCUUGGUACUAGUCAGCUUGUUCUAUAUGCUCUGUAUAGACCAAGAAAGGACACCAGCAAAGAAGAGAUUAAACUUCGGGAAUUACGAGAUGAUCCCAAGAAAGCAGCACAUAUUACAUUUCAGGAAUUACAAGACGAUGCCAAGAAAGUAGCACAUAUUACACUGGAUGUUGACAAACUGCAAGGCCUGAACAAGAACACAGAAGAGGUCUCUCAAUGCAAAAAUUGAGGCUCCAAAUUAUAUCUCCCAGCAAAAGAAUAUGGUCCUUUUAUACUUUCUCACUUCUUUGCCUUGCCACAAAGCAAGACGUUUUGAGGAAUUGGCUCGUUGAUUCCAUUGGGAUCUUCCGGAUUGACCACCCGCAUGUAAAACUCUUGUCCAAGGUACUGCCUUAUAACAUUUUGAGACCGCACAUUCCACAUCCCAA
Selaginella moellendorffii is the source of this 1060-nucleotide messenger RNA. Its product is annotated as bidirectional sugar transporter SWEET1. Gene Ontology annotation, cellular component: membrane. The transcript is spliced from 6 exons. Bases 31 to 861 code for a protein of 276 amino acids. Gene Ontology annotation, molecular function: sugar transmembrane transporter activity. The record is from RefSeq and is a predicted model, not a curated record. NCBI's taxonomy places the organism in Eukaryota, Viridiplantae, Streptophyta, Lycopodiopsida, Selaginellales, Selaginellaceae. Gene Ontology annotation, biological process: carbohydrate transport.